GACACUGAGCGUGCGCAGCGCUGAAACGUACGUACGUACGUGUGGUUCGCUAGCUAGCUGCGAAGUUUCAGGAUUUGUCUUACAAUAACGCAUCCUUUCUUUACCAAUUCAGGCUAUAGAGAAAGACGAGCAGACUGGUGGCCGAAGCUGAUUACCAGUUGCAGUCAACAAUAAGAUGUCUUCUCCACUGUACUACAAUCAAGACAGUGUGACUCGCUUCAAGAAGAGAAAAGCCCGCUUCACCUUUAGUGAGGUCCACAUCCUCUUGGAUGAAGUGAGGAAGAAUCGUCAUGUCGUCGUUGGCAAGUUUAACCGCGGCGUGCCGACGGACAUAAAGAAGCACACGUGGGCGGAGAUAACGGCCCGCGUGAACGAGAUCGGGGACUGCCAGCGCGAGGUCAUCGAGGUCAUCAAGAAAUGGUCCGACCUCAAGUGCGACACCAAGCGCAAGGUGGCCGCCAUGCGGUCCGGCGUCGGAAGCCAGAAGAGCUUAAGCGCUCGCGGGUUGCGCGAGCUGACCCCCACGGAGAGCAUCGUGCACCAGAUCCUGGAGAUGGACGCCAAGCGGGACGUGGGCGAGGCGUCCUACGACCACCUGAGGCUGCUGGGAGACAACGGCGAGGGGAUGGAAGAGGAAGAGGAGGAUGACGAGGACAUGGUCGGAAUGCGCCGGUCCCCGAACGGAGGAAUGGACAUGGCCUCGAUGCCAGCCCCGCAUUCCAUGGGGGGCCCAAUGCUCGGUUCCAUGCCUGGAUUAAUGCCUCCGCUCCCUUCGCAUAACACAGACCAGCUGAUGGCCGGUUACAGUGGCUCUUCACGCGACGUAUCACAGCCCUCUUACGAAAUGCAGUACGAGAUUCCUCCGAUGGAAGACACCGACGGCCCUUUCGUGGACUCCGACGACGACCUCCUCCCCUCUGCCAACCUGUCGUCCACCCUCCCAGAGGACCGCCCGGGGAACAGCAGCGCCCACAAGGACUCCAGCAGCAGCGGCGCCCCCAAACCAGCUCCCUCCUCCUCCGCACCCCCUCUCCUUCCUUCCCCCCUCGCCGCUCAACCCCCCCAGAGCUCCCGGGACAGCCUGCUUCAAAACGCCACCCUCAGCGUCCAGGAGCAGCACGCCACCAACGUCCUCCUGGAGACGGUGUCUCGCUCCCUGGAGCUGCUGUCCGAGUCGGUGCAGCAGCUGGCCGAGACGCAGCAGGAGUUUGUGCGCGACUCCCUGCAGCUCCAGAGAGAGACCGUCCAGGUGCUCAGAGACUUCACCAGCGGUGCCCUGGCACUCAUGCACGACAAACUCAACGGGCGCCCGGCGCUAUAGCAAACGAGAGGCAGCAACCUCCCUCCCCCAAUGACUAAAUCUUGCCACGGUUGGGGGAGGGACUUUGAUCCGAUUGGUUGAUCCUUCCGGGGAGUUUUUUCCCACUCCGGGAUUGUCCAGUGCUGCGACAUAUGCUACUGUACUUCCAAGAUGUUUGCCUGAUAGAAUGACUGUUUAAUACACAAAAUAAUUUGACAGGUAAUAUAUAUUGACUUUUGCCUAAAAGAAUUAAGCUUGUUUGGUUAAAUCAAGUGUAGGGUUUGAUAGAGCUUCAAACAAUUUCUUACAUACAGAAAUGGAUCAUGUUUCUCUCAAGCUGUGCUUACAUUUGAAAGCUUCAAGACAAAUUCUACUGGGUUUUAGUGACCAAAUAACAUGUUUGCAUCAGGCCUUUCCAGUUUUUAUAUUUUAUCCUGGUCUACCAUUACUGUAUUCUAUAGUAUGCUACACGUGAGAAAAGGCAGAUUGUGUUUUAGUUUUGAUUCACUUUAGGGAACUUGCAACCACAGCUCUGAGAACUGUAUAUUGACAUCUAUGGAGUGACCUGUAUGUUCUUGACUUAAACACUGUAAAUUACU
Molecule: messenger RNA, 1899 nt
Organism: Osmerus eperlanus (European smelt)
Lineage: Eukaryota; Metazoa; Chordata; Actinopteri; Osmeriformes; Osmeridae
Exons: 5
Coding region: 176-1321 (381 amino acids)
Cellular component (GO): nucleus
Source: RefSeq, a predicted model, not a curated record